Molecule: messenger RNA, 852 nt
Organism: Anopheles stephensi (Asian malaria mosquito)
Lineage: Eukaryota; Metazoa; Arthropoda; Insecta; Diptera; Culicidae
Exons: 3
Coding region: 1-852 (283 amino acids)
Source: RefSeq, a predicted model, not a curated record
AUGACUACACCGGUAGAACCGAACGCGGCAUGGAUCGUCGAGAUGUUCAAGCAGCAGCAGCAAAUGUUAAAUCAGCAACAGCAGCUGUUGAACAGCGUGAUGUCGGUGAUGAAGGCAAAGGACAGCGAAUGUCCUGAAAAAGCGAUAGACGCCAUCGCCGGACAGAUCAAGGAAUUUCAUCAUACAGAGGAAACAAACUUCGAAGGCUGGUUUGUUCGAUAUGAAGGGUUAUUCCUGGAUGACGCGAAACGGUUGGAUGAUGGAACAAAGCUUCGUCUUCUUCUUCGGAAGAUAGGUGUAGCGGAGCACGAGCGCUACAUAAGCUCCAUCAUGCCAAAACAGCCGAAGGAUUUCGAUUUCACCACCACCGUGGAGAAGCUGAAAAAGCUGUUUGGAGACCGCGAAUCUACCGUGUGCAAACGGUUUAAGUGCCUGCAGAUGGUGAAAGAGUCACACGAGGAGUACCGAGCGUACGCGUGCCGUGUUAAUAAAAAGGUCGUGGAAGCUAAGUUGGCGGGGAUUGCAGAGGAGGAGAUUAAAUGUUUGUUAUACGUGUGUGGACUCAAGGGAGAUGCGGAUGCCGAUAUUCGAGUACGGUUGCUCUCUAAGAUGGAAGACAACGUAAACAUAACGCUGGACCAACUAUGUGGUGAAUCUCAACGCCUGCUAAACCUGCGCCAAGACAGCAAGCUGAUAUCUACCGCUUCGCAGGAGCCACACCAGUACCCGUUGCCGAUUCCUCAAGACAUCUUCACAGCCAUUGGGAAGUCGGUAGUGUUUAGCCAAAUCGAUUUGGCUGAGGCCUUCCUGCAAGUGGAAGUAUGCGAGAAAAGUCACUACCGCCGGGGGUAA